AGUAGUUGUUUUGUGGUCCACCAUUCUAACGGUUGUGGCUGGUUGGCCUGUCUGCUCGGCCCGCCGUCGUCUCAGCUCUUGUGUUUUCUGUUACGGAAAAAAAAAGAAGAAAAAACAAGCCGGGGACGACGGCGGCGAGGACGACGACGACGAGAGGGACGGAACUGGACCAGCGCACGUGCCGAGAUGGCGGCGCUGGAUGACAAGGCCAUGACGGACCUGGAGACGCUGGAGGAGGAGGAAGUGCUGCGCCGGUUAGGCACAGCGGAGGAGGCGGGCCUCACCGACAACGAGGCCGCGCGACGCCUCCGUCUCCACGGCCCCAACGUCGUCGUCCUCUCGCACCACGAGGGCAGCAUGCUUCAUGGAUUCCUAAUGGCGCUCUUCUCGCUCUGGGGAUGGGAUCAUGUCUUCCCCAAGUACAAUAACAUGGUCCGGGUCAUACUUAACUCCAUGUCGUGGGUUACAGUACUGACUAUAGUUGUGUCUCUUGCUAUCACCUCAGCUGGCCAAAGAUCAUGCGAGCUGGCCAUCAUAAUUUUCGUAGUAGCUACAUGCCUCAUAGCAUGCUUUACUGCAAUGCUUGUUUUAGAGUAUGCUAAGGCUCCGCUGGAGGCCAAAGCCCACGCACCAAGGGCCAAGGUUCUGAGAGAUGGGAAUUGGAGAGAUGUACAUGCAGCAAAUCUGGUCCCAGGGGAUAUCAUAUUUCUCAAAGUUGGGGACAUUGUCCCAGCCAAUGCUCGCAUACUCCGAUUUCAGAAAAUCGACACAAUGACUUGCUGGGCCAAAAGGUCUGUUGAUUGUGCGCAUGGCUUCCUCCUAUACUAUGCUUGGACUGUUUCCUGUGGCCAAGGAACUGCCGUUGUCAUUGCAACUGGACGUGGCAUUCCCAGAAGUACAUUGCGGCUCUACCCACAACGUUAUGCUCGACCUGGGCAGCUUAAAGAAGGAGCCAUGCUUACUGGCUGCUUCUGUGCUUCCCUGGUACUUGUUGGCACUUUUGCUGAGAUAGUCUUAAGAUUUUUGUUCCAAAAACAAAAUUACAGAGGCAUGCCACUCGACGCCCAUUUUAUGCCAUUGAUUGGUGGAAUCCCGAUGGCAAUGCCUACUUUUUUUUACCUGGCAUUGGCAUUGGGAUCUGUAAGGCUUUGUUUUCUGGGGAUUGCUAGCCGGGGAACAGUUGCACUUGAAGAUCUAGCAAGUGUGGAUGUAAUCCUCUUCAACAUGACUGGUACUUUAACGUGUAAUCAGCCCUGUUUUGUACGGGACAAGAUUGAGAUGUUUGCAGAUAGCGUUAAUAAAGACCAUGCCAUAGUUUUAGCUGCACGGGCAUCAAGAUCUCAACAUGAGUUGUACAUUGAACCAAUUGAUGCAGCUAUUCUAAGCCUCCUUGAUGAUCCGGAGCAGGCACGACUCGGUGUUCAAGUCUUAGAGCAUCAUGCCAGUUUCUUUGUUGCACUGAAACUGAUGUUCCAGACUACAUACAUCGACGAAGGCAAUAGAUUCAAGUGUUGCGUAUUCAAAGGUGAUCCUGCAAAGGUUGCUCAUCACUGUGGCAGCAGCAAAGAAGUUAAAGAGAAAAUAAGCAUGAUAAUGGAUGAACUUGCCCUUGAUGGAUAUCAGGCCAUAGCUGUAGGACAUCAAGUAGACUCUUGUUGGGACUUUAUUGCCCUUCUGCCUUACACAGAUGACCUUAGAAGCGAUAGUGCUGAUGUUGUCGAUAGCCUUAUCGAUCUAGGUUUAGAUAUAAGAGUCCUCACAGAAAGUCCAUUGUCGACCACAAAGCAGGUUUGUGGAAAGCUUGGAAAACUAGGUACCAAUGUGGUACCUGCACAUAUAGUGUUUGAGUUAGCUCGCAAUAACAGAGAAGUCCAUUCAAACAUCAACGGGAUUUCUGAUCUCUUUCCAGAGGACAAAAGCGAUAUAGUAAGAAGACUAAGAAAUUUCGGUUGUCAUUGUGCAAUGGUUGGGUAUGAAUUUCUUGAUCAUGAUGCCAUAGGAGAGAGCCAUAUUGGGAUUUCAGUUGCUGAUGCAACUGAUUACACAAAAAGUGAAUCUGAUCUUGUUUUGACUCAGCCUGCACUGAUGCCUGUUUCUUCAGCAGUGCAAAUCAGUAGGAAGAUUUGUCAGAUGCUAAGAAGCUACACUAUAUUCACCAUUUCAUCAACUGUCCAUCUUUUUGGUGUCCGUGUCAUUUUACAUUUAUGGAACUUUGACUUGUCAAAUAUCCUGGCUUUCAUGAUUACAGCUUGUAAUUACUGUGAGCAUCAGUUCCAAAAGGACACCACCAUUAUUUGCAAUAUGUAUUUUCUUUUUUUAUUUUCCUUGUUUCUAUUUUUAUUUUCAGGUACGUCCUUUGCAAUGUUAUUUGAAAGGGUGGAAUUGAACAAGUCACCAGAUAAAUGGAGAGUUCAGAAAAUCAUUACAAGCGGUGCUGCUUUUGGAAGCUACAUAGUUCUUACUACUGCCAUUUUUUAUAGGGUUGCAACAACUGCAAACCCUUUUGCAUGUAAAUUCAAACAUAUAUCACUGAUGGGCAGUGAUGAGGAAAUCAGAUCUGCUUUGUUCCUUCAGAUUAGCACAGUAAACCAGGCUAUUGCACUCUUUGUUCAUUCUGAUGGUUGCUGUAUCAUAAGAUGGCCUGGACCUUUUGUCACAUUUGCCUUUGUUGUUUCUCAAACGGUGGCAACACAAAAAGUUGUCCAUGGCGACUUGAAUUUUGCACUAACAAAGGGUAUUGGCUGUGUUAGGGCCGGAUUGAUAUGGUUGUAUAACUUAGUCCUACUUUUGGCCCUGGUUUUAGUUUGUCGCAAAUGGAGACACGCAAAGAUGACUAGUGAAAAGUUGUUGACAAUAUGCUUGCGUUCAGCUAUCCUACACAUAGUUCUUACCUGGUUUCUGUACGUAAUACUUGAUGUUAGGGUGCAACAGCCAGUCUCUAGUAGAUAGAUCGAACACAUAGUUAGGGCUUUUUCCUUCUGCAGUGUCAUCUGUAAAACUCUCAAGUUAAUUAAUAUCUUGCAUAAUAGAUUUUGCAGUUGGUUGGCCCUUCA
Molecule: messenger RNA, 3053 nt
Organism: Zea mays
Lineage: Eukaryota; Viridiplantae; Streptophyta; Magnoliopsida; Poales; Poaceae
Product: ATPase 9, plasma membrane-type
Exons: 13
Coding region: 187-2949 (920 amino acids)
Cellular component (GO): membrane
Molecular function (GO): ATP binding; ATP hydrolysis activity; transporter activity
Source: RefSeq, a predicted model, not a curated record